Molecule: messenger RNA, 775 nt
Organism: Exaiptasia diaphana
Lineage: Eukaryota; Metazoa; Cnidaria; Anthozoa; Actiniaria; Aiptasiidae
Product: S-crystallin SL11
Exons: 5
Coding region: 44-697 (217 amino acids)
Biological process (GO): glutathione metabolic process
Molecular function (GO): glutathione transferase activity
Source: RefSeq, a predicted model, not a curated record
CAAGGACUUCGUGUCAAGAGGGCGCCUGUUGGACACGAUCAUCAUGUCUUCGUACACCCUCGUGUAUUUCGACUUGAGAGGACUUGGAGAAGCUAGUAGGGUCAUGUUCGCGUUAGCGCGUGUUCCCUAUACGGAUUAUAGAGUAGAUUAUGCCAACGAAUGGCCGGUCUUUAAAAAGAGUGGACGAUGUCCUUUUGGCCAGAUUCCCUUAUUAGAACUUGGUGACGGAAGGACACUUUGCCAGUCAGGAGCUAUUCUCAGGUUUUUGGCCAAUCAAUUUGGUUAUUCCCCGACCAAUGAUUAUGAGCGAGCACGCGCUGACAUGAUUGUAGACGCUGUCAAAGACCUUCAAACCAAAGUUGGUUCUCCUUUUUAUGAAAAAGACGAAAGUAAAAAAGCUGAGAUGACGUCUAAUAUCAACAAUGACUACAUCCCUCCACAAAUGCAAUUCCUGGACAAUGUUUUCCAGCAAAACAAUGGUGGUAAAGGGUACUUUGUAGGAGACAAGAUAACCUAUGCUGAYRUWGCUGUUUUUUGUUUUCUCAAUGGCUACCUUGCUGGUGGUGCUCUAGAGGCUCCAAAAGAAAUCAAAAACUAUCCACUGUUGGUUGACUUCUACAAUCGAGUGAUGAAUGAACCUAAUAUCUUGGAAUAUCUCAAGAAAAGAAAACCUAACCCUGAAUGGUACCCAUUCUGAAUUUUUCAUCCUGCUCUUUACAGACUUGUCUGUUAAAACAUUGUUUGAGAAGUUUCAAUAAAAUAGUGUUGCACAACU